AUGUUAGAUUUUAUUGUGGAUGGUUUGGUUGAUGUUUGGGGGUAUUGGGGGGGUGGUUAUUGGGGUUGGUGGGUUAGUAUUAGAUUGGAUGUGGGGGGGGUGUGGUUGUGGGUGGAGGAGGAAAGGUGGUUUUUGGUUUUGGGGGAUAGUUUAUGGUGUAUUAUGUGGGUGGGGUGUUAUGGGGGGGGAGUUUGGGGGGUUGGGGGUAGUGGGGGUGGGUAUUGGGGGGGUUGUUUGGUGGUGGGGUGGUGGUUGUGGUGUUGGGGGUUGGGGGUUGGUUGGUUGGGUGGGUGGGUGUGGUGGUUUGGUGGGGGGGUGUGGUGUGGGGGUGUUUGGGGGGGGGUGUGGGGGUGGUUGGUGGGUGUUGGGGGUGGUGGGGUGGUGGGGUGGGGGGUUGGGGUUGGGGGUUGGUUUGGUUGGGUUUGGUUGGGGGAUUAUUGUUGUGUAUGUGGUUGGGGGGUGUUGUUUGUUGGUUGGGUUUUUGGGGGGGGUGGGGGGGGUGGGUGGUUGUGUGUUGUUGUUUUUGUGUUUGGGGGGUUUGGUUGUGGUGGGAGGUUGGUGUGUGUGUGGUGGGGGGUGGGGGUUGGUGGGUUGUUGGGGUUGUUUGGGGUUUGGUAUGUUUUUUUGGGGGUUGGUGGUUUGGUGUGGGGGUGUUUGGGGAGUGUUGGGGUGGAUUGGUUUGUGGGGGGUGGUGUGGUGGGGGUUGUUGUGGUUUUGUUGUUGGGUUUGGGGGGUGGUGGGGGGGAGGUGGGGUGGGUGGGGUGGGGGGGGUUUUGUGGGUUUUGGGGGGGGGGGGGGUGGGUGUUGUGGGGGGAUGUGUGUUGUUUGUGGGGUGUUUGUUUUGGUUUUGGGUUGGUGGAGGGAGGGUGGUUGGUUAUUUUUAUGUGGGUGGGGUUUUGGUGGGGGGUUUGUGUGUGUGGGUGGGUUUGUUUAGUGGUGUGGUGGGGGAGUGUGGGGGGGGGGUGUUUGGUGUGGGUGGGGUUUUUUGGUGUGUGGGUGUGGUGGUUGGGUGUUGUGGGUUGUUGUGGUUGGGGGGUUGUGUGUGUUGUUUGUUUGUUGGGGUUGUUGUUGGGGUUUGUUUUAUUUUUGUUUUAUGGUUGGGUUGGUGGGGUGGUGUGGGGGGGUGGGGGAUGGGGGGGUGUUGUGGGUGGGGGGGUGGUGGGUUGUGGUGGGUUGGUUGGGGGGGGGGUGGGGGUGGGGGGGGGGGGGGGUGGUUGGGGUUUGGGGGUGGGGGGUGUGUGUUGGUUUGGGUGUGUGUUUGUGGGUGGGGGGGGAUUUUUGGGGUGUGGGGGUGGGUGGUGGGGGUGGGGGGGGGGUGGGGGGGUGGUGGUGGGGGGGUGGGGUGGUUGUGGGGUGGUUUGGGGGUGUGGGUGGGGUGUGUUUGUGGUUUGUUUUUUUUUGGGUGGUGUGUGUGGUGUGGGUUUUUGGUGGGGGUUGGAGUGGGGGUUUUUGGGUGUAGGUGUUUUUGGGUUUGGGGGUGUGUUGUGGGUGGUGGGUUGUUGGGGUGGUUGGGUUGUGUUGUGGUGUUGGUGUGGGUGUUUGGUGUGUUGUUGGUUUGUUGGAUUGUUGGAUGGUGUUGUUGUGGUGGGUGUGUGGGUGGGUGGUGGGGGGGGGGGGUGGGGGGUGGGUUUUGGUGUUGUUUGGUGGAUGGGGUGGUGUGGUUGGGUGGGUUUGUGGGUGUGUUGGGGGGGGGGGGUGGGUGGGGGUGGUGGGUGGGGUUUUGGGUUAGGGGGGGGGUGGGGGUUUGGUGGUGUUUGUGGGGUUUGGGGGGGGGGUUUGGGGUUUGGGGGGUUUGGGGGGGUUUUUGGGGGGGUUGUGGGUGGGGGGUUUGGGGUUGGGGGGUUGGGGUGGGUUGGGUGGUUGGGGGGGGGUUGGGGGGUUGGGGUUGUGGGGGUUGGGGGGGGGGGUUUGGUGGGGUUUGUGGUGUGGGUUGGGGGGUUGGGGGUUGUGGGGUUGGGGGUUGUGGUUGGGGGGGGGUUGGGGGGGUUGGGGGUUGGGGUGGUUGGGGGGUGUGUUGUGGUGGUUUGGGUUGGGUUGUGUGUGGUGGGUUUUGGUUGUGGUUGUUUUGUUGUGUGGUGUGUGGGGGGUUGGGUUUGUGUGGGUGGUUGUUGGGUUGUGGGGGGUGUGUUUUGGGGGUGUUGUGUUGUGUGGGUGUGGGUUUGGGUUGGUGGGGGGGGGGGUUGUGGUGGGUGGGUGUGGUGUGGGGUGGGGGUGGGGGGGUGGUGGUGGGGGUGUGGGUUGGUGUGGGGUGUGGGGGUGGUUGUGGGUUGGUGGUGUUGUGUGGUGGGGUUUGGUGGUGGGUUGUGGUGGGUUUGGUGUGGUUUUGUGGUGGGGUUGGUGGUGGGUUUUGUGUGGGGGUUGGUGGUGGGUUUGGUGUGGGGGGUUGGUGGUGGGGGGGGGUUGGUGUGGGGUUUGUGGUGGGUUUGUGGUGGGGUUUGGUGGUUGUUUGGUGGUGGGGUUGGUGUGGUUGGUGGGGUGGGUUUGGUGUGGGGUUUGGUGGUGGGUUUGUGGUGGGUUUUGUGGGUGGGGGUUGGUGUUAGUGUGGGUGGGGUUGGUGUGGGGGGGGGGUUGGGGGGGGGGGGGGGGGGUGGUGGGGGGGUGGUGUGGUGGGGGUGGGGGGGGGGUGGGGUUUUUGGGGGUGGUUGGGGUUUGGGGGGUUGGGGGUGUGGGGGUGUGGUGGGGGUUGUUGUUGGUAAUGGUGUGUUGUGUGGGGGUGUUGUUGUGGUUGGUGGUGGGUUGGGGGGUGGGUUGUGGGGGGGUGUUGGGUGUGAGAGUUUGGUGUGUAUGUGUGUGGUUGGUGGGGUUUGUUUUAUAAUUUUGGGGGAUAUGGGGGUGGGGUUUGGUGUUGGGGUGUGGUUUGUGUGUGGUUUUGGGGGUGGUGGGUUUGUGUUUGGGUGUGGGGUGGGGGUGGGGGUGGGUUGGUUGGGGGGUGUGUGGGGGUGGGGGGGGUGGGUUGUGGGGUUGGUGGGGGGGGGUGUUGGUGGUUUGGGGGUGGUGUGGGGGUGGGGGUUGUGUUUUGGGGGGGGGUGUGGUGAGUGGGGGGUUUGGGGGGGGGGUUGGGGUGGUGUGGGUUGGGGGGGGGGUGGUGUGGGGGUGUGGGUGGGUGGGGGGGGUGUUUGUGGGUUGGGGGGGUGGGUGGGGGGGGUGGGGGGGUGUUUGGGGUGUUGGUGGGGUGGUUGGGGGUGGGUGGUGGGGGGUGGUGGGUGUUGGGGGGGGGGUUUGGGUGGGGGUGGGUUGUGGGUGUUGUGUGUGUGGUGUUGGUGGUGUGGGGUGUUGGGGGUGGUGGGGGGGGGGGGGGGGGGGGGGGGGGGGGGGGGGGGGGGGGGGGGGGGGGGUUUUUUGUUGUGGGUUGGGUUUUGGGGUGUGUGUGGGGGUGUGGGUGGUUUUGUUGUUUGUGGUUUGUUGGUGUGUGUGUGGGUGUGGGGGAUGGAUAGGGUAGGUUGGUGGAGAAAAUGGGUUAUGGGAAAUAUGGGAGGGGGGGGUUAUUUUGAGGUGUGGUGUGGUGUUGGGGUGGGGGGGGGGGGGGGGGGGGGAGGGGGUUGUUUAGUUUGGGUAUAUGAGGGUGGGGUUGGUUUGGGGGGUGUUUGGGUUUUAAGGGGGGUUAUUUGUUUUGUUUUGGGGUGGGGGAUGUGUGGGGUGGAAUUUUGGGUUGAUGGGGGGGGGGGGGGUGUUUGUGGGGGGUGGGUGGGGGUUGUGGGGGGGGGGUGUGGUGUGGGGGGUGGGUGGUGGGGGGGGUUUUGUGUUGGGUGUUUGGGGGGUGGUUGUGUGGGGGGUUGGGUGGUGUGUUUGUUGUGUGGGGGGUGUGGGGUGUUGGGGGUGGUUUGUGGUGUGGUGUGGGUGGUGGUGUUGGGGGGGGGGGGGGUUUGGUGGGGGGGUGGUUUUUUUUUUUUUUUUUUUUUGGGGUUUGUUGGGGUGGGGGGGGUGGUGUGGGUGUUGGUGGGGGGGGGGGUGGGGGGUGGGGGGGGGGUGUGUUGUGUGUGUGUGGGGGGGGGGGGGGUGGGGGGGGUUUGGUGGGGGGUUGUGUGGGUGUGGUGGUGGGGUGGGGGGGGGGGGGGUGGUGUUUGGGGUGGUUGGGUUUUUGUUUGUUUUUGUGGUGGUGUUGGUGGGGGGGGGGGUGGGUGGGUUUUGGGUUUGGGGUGUUGGGGUUGGGGGUGGUGUGGGGGUGGUUGUGGGGGUGUGGGUGGUGAUUGGGGGUGUGUUGGUUUGGUGGGGGUGGGGGUUUGGGUGUGUGUGUGUGGUUUGGUUGUUGGGGUGGGUUGGGGGUUUGUUUUUGUUGGGGUUUGUAUGUUGGGGUGGGGUGUGGGUGGGUGGUUGGGGUUGUUGGGGGGGGUUAGUGUGUUUUGGUGGGGGGGGGGGGUUGGGUGGUGUGGUUGUGGGUGUUUGGUUGUGUUGUUUUUUUGUUUGUGGGUGUGGGUGGUUGGGGGUGGGUUGUGUGUUGUGUUUGGUGGUGUGGGGGGGGGGGGGGGGGUUUGUGGGGGGGGGUGGUUGGUGUGGUGGGGUGGGGGGGUGGGGGUGUGGGGUUGUUGGGGGGGGUGGUGGUGGUGGGGGGGGGGUUUGGUUUGGGGGUGGUGUUGUGGUGGGGUGUGUUGGUUGGGUUGGGGUGGUGGUGGGUGUUUGUUGGGGGUGGGUUUGGGUGGGGUGGGGUGUGGGGGGUUUGGGGGGUGUGUGGGUGGGGGGUGGGGGGUGUGGUGGUGGGGGGGUGGUGGGGUGUGGGGUUGUGUGGGUGGUGGUGGGGGUGUGGGGGGGGGGGUUUUGUGUGGGGUGUGGUUUUUUUGGGUGGGGGGGGGGGGGGGGGGGGGGGGUGGGGUUGGUGGGUGGGUUGUGUGUGGGGUUUGUGGGGGGGGUGGGUGGGGGGGGGGGGGGGGGGGUGGGGGGGGUGGGUUGGGGGGUGGGGUGGUUGGGGUGGGUUGUAUGUGGGUUGGGUGGGGGGGUUGUGGGUUGGAGUGGGGGUGUGUGUGGGUGUUGAUUUUUUGGGUUUGGGGUGGGGGGGGGGGGGGUGGGUGGGGGGGGGGGGGGGGGGGGGGGGGGUGGUGUUGGGGGGGUUGUUGUGUGGGUGGGUGGUGGGGGGGGUUGGUGGGGGGGGGGGGGGGGGGGGGGGGGGGUUGGGUGUUUGGGGGUGGUGGGGUGGGGGGUGUGGGGGGGGGUGGGGGGGGGUGGUGGUGUGUGUUGUGGGGGGUGGGGGUUUGGGGGUGGGGGUGGGGGUGGGUGUUUGUGGGGUUGGGGGGGUUUUGGGGGGGGGGGGGGGGGUUGGGGUGUGGGUGGGGGGGGGGGUGGGUUGUUGGUUUGGUGGUGUUGUUGGUGGUGGGUUUUUUUGUUGGGUGUUGUUUUGUUUGUUGGGGUAAUGGGGGUAUUAUUUUUUGGUUUGGGGGGGGGGUGGUUAUUGUGGGUUGUUGUUUUUGGUUUGGGUUGGUUGUGGGUGUGGGUGUUUGUGUGUGUGUUGGUUUUGGGGUUUUGUUUGUGUUGGGGGUGAGUUUGGGUGUUGGGUGGUUUGGGGUGUUGGGGUUUGGUGGGGGGGGGGGGGGUUUUUGUGUUUGGGGGGGGGUGGGUGGGGGUGUUGUGUUUUGGUGGGUGUGUUUUGUAUUUGUGGGUGGUUGGUUGGGGGGGGGGGUGUGUGGGUGGGGUGGGGGGGGGUGGGUGGGGGGGGGGUGGGGGUUGGGUGGGGGGGUGGUAGGGGUGUUUGGGGGGUUGGGGGGGGUUGGUUGGUGGGGGGGGGGGGGGGGGGGGGGUGGUGGGUGGUGUGGGGGGGGUGGGGGGAGGUGGGGGGUGUGGUUUUGUUGUUGGUGGUGGUGUGUGGUGGUUUUUUGUGUUGGUGUUGUUGUGGUUUUGGUUUGUGUAUUGGUUGGGGGGUGUUGUGAUGGUUGGUGUGUUUUGUUGGUGGUUUUGUGGGUUGGUGUUUUUGUUGGUGGUGUGGGUUGUGGGUUGGGGGUGUUGAAGUUGGGGGGGGGGGAAGGGUGGUGUUGUGGUGGGGGGGUUGUGGUAGGGUUGGGGGGGGGGGGUGGGGUUUGGGGGUGGGGUGGUUGUUGGUUGGUUGUUGUGGGGGGGGGGUGGGGGUUGUUGAGUGGGGGGGGGUGGGUGGGGGGGGGGUUGGGGGGGUGUGGGGGGUUUUGUGGGUGUGGUUUGGGGGGUUGGUGGUUUGGUUGUGGUGGUGGUUUGUUGUUGGUGGGGUGGUGUGUUUUGGGUGUGGGUGUGUUGGGUUUUGUGGGGGGUGGGUGGGUGGUGUGGGUUGUUGGGGGGUGGGGUUGGGGGGGUUGUGUGUGGGUGUGUGUGUGUGUUGUGUGGUUGGUGUGUGAUGUGGUUGGUGUGGUGUGUGUGUGGUUGUGUGUGGGUGUGUGUGGUGUGGGUUGGUUUGUUGUGUGUGUGAUGGUGUUUGUGGGUGUGUUGGGUUGUUGGGGUUGUUGUGGUGUGUGUGGUGGUGUUGGGGUGUGUUGUGGGGUGUGUGUGGUUGUGUUGUGGGGUUGUUGUGUGUGUGUGGUGUUUGGGUGUGGUUGUGGGUGUUUGGUUAGUGUGUGUUGGAAGUUGUGUUGGGUGGUUUUGUUUUGGGGGGGGUGGGGUAUUUUGGGAGGGGUGGAGGUGGGAUUAAUGGGGUUGGUGGGGGGUUGUGAGUUUUGGGGGGGGGUUAGAGGGGAGUUUGGGGGAAUAGGGGUGGUUGGGGGAGAGUGGGGUUUGUUGGUGGUUGGUGGUGGGGGUGGGGUGGGUGGGUGUGGGGUAGUUUGGGUGGUGGGUUUUUGGGGUGGUUGUAUGGGUGGGGGGGUGUUUGGGGGGGUGGUGGGGGGGUGGGGUAGGGGGGGGGGUAUGUGGGUUGGGUUGUGGGGGGGGGGGGUUUGGUGGGGUGGGGUGUGGGGGGGGGGGUGUGUGGGGUUUUGUGUUGUUGUUGUUUUUUGUGUGGUGUGUGUGUUUGUUGGGGGGGGUGAAGGGGGUAAGGGGGUUGAUGGGAUUUGUGUAAGGUUGUUAUGUGAGGGGGGGUUAGGGAUAGAUAGGGUGUUGUAUUUUUGUUUGUGGUUGUUUGUUGGUGUGGGGUGUGGUGGGGGGGGGGGGGGGGGGGGGAUAUGGGGGGGUUGUGAGGGGGGGGGAGGGGGGGGGUGGGGGGGGGUGUAUUGUUGGGUAGGGGUGGUGGAGGUGGGUUGGUUGUUUUGGGUUGUUUUUGGGUGUGGUUGGUGUGGUGUUUGGUGUGGGGGUGUUGGGGUUGUGUGGGGGUUUUUUUUAGGAGGGUUGAUUUAUAGUUGGUGUGGGGUUUGGUUUGUUGUGUUUUGGGGGGGGGUGGUGGGGUGGGUGGUGUUUGGGUUGGUGGUAUUGGUAGGGGGGGGUGUUGAGUGGAGUGUGUUUGGUAGUUGGUGGGGUGUGUGGGGUUUGUUGGUGUUUGGGUGUAUUGGUGGGGUGUGGGGUGGGGGGUUUGGUUUGUGGGGGGUGGGGGGGGUGUGUGGUUGGGUGGGGUUUGUGGGUGGGUUUGAGUAUGGGUUGGUUGGUUUUGGGGUGGGGGGGGGUUUUGUUGGGUUUUUGUGGGUGUGGGUGGGGUUGGGGGUGGGUGGUUUUUGGGGUGUGGGGUUGGUGUGGUGUGGGUGGGGGGGUGUGUGGGGUUUGUGUGGUGUAGGGUGGUGGGGGGGGGUGGUUUGUGGGAGUUGGUUUUAUUUGGUGGGGGGGUGGUUUGAGUGGUGGUUUUGGGGGGGGUUUUAUUGGGGUGGUGGGGGGUGGGGGUUUUGGUUUGGUGGGUGUAGUUGUUUGUUUGUUGGUGGGUUGGUGGGUGUGGGUUGUUUUUGGGUUUUUGGUGGGGGUUUUGGGGGGGUUUGGUGGGUUGGGUGUUUUUGUGGGGGUGUUGGGGGGGGUUGGUUUGGUGGGGGGGUGGGGUGUUUGAGUGGUGGAGGUGGGGGUGGGGUGGGUUGUGUGGGGGGGGGUUGUGUUGUUUGUGGUGGGGGGGGGGGGUGGGUUGUGAUUUUGGGGUUUGUUGUAUGGGUUUAUUGUGGGUUGGUUGUUUGUGGUGGGGGGGUGUGGGUGGGGUGUGGUUUGUGUGUGGUUGGUUGGGUGUGUUUGGUGUUGAUGGUGUUUGGUUUGGGGGGGGUUGUGGGGGUGGUUUGGGUGGUGUUUUGGGGGUGUUUGUGGUUUGUUGUGGGUGUGGGGUUUUUGGGUGGGGGGGGGGGGGGUGGGGGGUUGUGUGUGGGUGUUGGGGGGGUGUGGUGGGGGGUUGUGUGGUGUGGGUUGGGGUUUGGGUGUGGGGGGGGGGGGUUGUGGUGGGAUUAUAUAUGUAGGUUGAUUUUGUUUUGGGUUGUUGUUGUUUAUUAUUAUGGGGGUUGUUUGUUGUUGGGUUGGGUGGGGGAUGUUGUGGGGGGGGGGGGUGGGUGGGGGGUUUUUUUUGUUGAUUUUUGUGUUGGGGGGGGGGUUAGUGGGUGGUGUUUAAGAAUUAUUAAGGAGGAGGGGGGGGGUGUUUGGGGGUAG
Knipowitschia caucasica is the source of this 8427-nucleotide messenger RNA. The record is from the annotation of a GenBank genome assembly. NCBI's taxonomy places the organism in Eukaryota, Metazoa, Chordata, Actinopteri, Gobiiformes, Gobiidae.